This is a messenger RNA of Drosophila hydei, 1230 nucleotides long. Its product is annotated as RNA-binding protein 42. The record is from RefSeq and is a predicted model, not a curated record. The coding region runs from base 149 to 1057 and encodes 302 amino acids. The transcript has a single exon. NCBI's taxonomy places the organism in Eukaryota, Metazoa, Arthropoda, Insecta, Diptera, Drosophilidae. Gene Ontology annotation, molecular function: mRNA binding.
CCAGAAAUACUGUGUUAUCGAAAUGGACCAAGCUCACAUCCCUAGAGUCGCUAGAAACAUCUGUUCUCUGAAGCGUUUUUACUGAAAAUUCGCUCUUCAGCUUAAUUGUUUUAUUUGAAUCCGUUUGGCUAGAAAUUUCGCCCUUGCAAUGGGCACGAAGCGUCGCAACAUCGAAGACGAGCUCUCACGAUUCGAAGCUGAGAUCUCAAAGCCGCCAGCUCGAAACCUCUUUGUACCCAAUCAAGUGCGUCCGAUUAUCGCGGCAAAUACGUAUACCAACGUUCAGCAGAAAUUGCAACAGCAUCAACCUCGCAUGACGGUGCCUCCGCCUCCAAUACCCCCACCACCAACAUUUAUGUCGACAUUCGUACCGACGGGAAACGGCUCAUCCACAUCGCCAAUAAAACCCACAUCCGCCACCCCGGUUGUACUUAGCAGUGCACCGAAGCUUUAUCAAUGUCGACAGUCGGUUCAUGUACCGACGGUGGCCACGGCGCCGGCAAUCGAUAUCAACAUUAAUUCUAUACAGUUUGAUGUCACGCAGAAACUCAAGAAGCUAAAGGCAGAAAAAUCGGGACCCAAUCCGAUUGCAGAGGAAGCUAUCAAAGCAGCACGUGCCUCAUCGGCGCUCCAAUCGUUUCAGACCACGGAACGGAAGAAAAAGGACCGAAAGACGGUACGCAUCGCCGGUGGCACUGUGUGGGAGGAUUCCUCAUUGGCAGACUGGCCGGAUGAUGAUUUCCGUAUCUUUUGCGGCGAUCUUGGUAAUGAUGUCAACGAUGAGGUGCUCACGCGCACUUUCAAUAAGUUCCCAUCAUUUCAACGGGCGCGAGUUGUGCGGGAUAAACGAACCGGCAAAAGCAAGGGAUUUGGCUUUGUUAGCUUCCGCGAACCGGCUGACUUCAUACGUGCAAUGAAGGAGAUGGAUGGACGUUACGUGGGCAGUCGACCAAUCAAACUGCGCAAGAGCACCUGGCGACAGCGCAGUCUGGAUGUGGUCAAGAAAAAGGAGCGUGAAAAGCAGGUGCUGCUGCAGGCCUUCAACUCCAUGAGUUAAAUGCGCUGCUCCCACUGAACCGAGAAGAAUCAGUUUUAGGCUAGUUUUGGUCGCAUUUCGAUGUAAAUAAAUUUGUUUUUAGAAUGUCUGGAUGUGGCUACUGAUGAAUAAGCAUAAAUUAAAACAAAUGUUAAAAUACCUAUUUAGCAAGCGAAAUAAGUGAUGUAAUUAUU